Messenger RNA from Protopolystoma xenopodis, 843 nucleotides. Lineage: Eukaryota; Metazoa; Platyhelminthes; Monogenea; Polystomatidea; Polystomatidae. The record is from the annotation of a GenBank genome assembly.
AUUGAAUGGAAAAGCCUUGCAAAUUAUCCGUGGCUCCCAGGUCUGAUUUGGCCAUGCGAACAGUCUGACUGGGGAUGCAUUGACGACCCAUUCGGCCUACCCUGUCCUGACACGUCCAAACGCUGCCCAGCUGCCCUACUUGUGACGUGUUGCCAGGGUAGGAUCACUCGCAGACCAUGGCGACUUGACCAAGAGCAGACAGACUGGUUUGGUGCAGUCGGACAGACUGUCGACAUCGCAUCGGCCCGACUGCCCACGAGCUGCACUCUUCGCCCGCCCGGUCGUCAGACCGCCAGAACCCUGCGGGUCGUAGUGAACUGUAUCCGGCCAAUAGGUCGGUUCGUCUGUCUCCUCGUCUCCUUACGAGGUGUCCUCAUGGGGUUUCCGCACCAGAUCGGGCAUGGAGGCACGGCAACCUCGGCCCGCAUCGACCCAUUCCUUCCACGAGGCCUUGGCCAGAGGCUGGAGGGUUUCAUGUCCGCGAAUUGUCGAACUGUUAGCCUGUGUCUGCAGUCUGGGAGGAUGCGCACAUGUCAGCCUAUGCUGGUGUCUGUACCUGCGUCGACAAGCGUGCGGCCGAGUGCAGAAACCUAUGCUCGGUCGCUGGGCCCCGGGUGCAUCUUCGCAGACCUGCCGCUUAUGCUUGGCCUGUCCUUUCGCGGCACCUUCAACACCCUCGACGAGAUACUGACUCGGCGUCAGCUCGAGGCGUCGGCGCCCGACCCUCUUCGAAUCCUUCGAGCCUUCGAGCCGCGUCAGGAGCCCGUCUGCUCGUUUCCGGUACCUCACGCCGAGUCUAUUCUCGUCGCGGUCGCCGUGGAAGUCGGAACUCAGCCGCCCUAA